AAACAACCGCAAAACAAACCAAAACCAAAACAAAACAAAAAGAAAAUAACUCAGUUCCUAUUUGCACCUGUUUCAGUGGACACUAAACUUGGAAGGCGGAGGGUUUUCCUUUUUUUUUUUUUUUCCUCCAAGAUUUGAGCAUCUUUUGAAUCUACUCUCCAAGUAUUUAGGAACAGACUGUGAGCCUAGCAGGGCAGACCGUGUCCAGUGCGUGUUUUCCUCUGCAUGAGACUUGGAAGCUGUCAGAGUACUUUCGCGUGGUUAUUCCUGCAAGUUUCCUUCCCAGGAGCUUCCCGCAGGUGGGCAGCUAGCUGCAGCGACUACCGCAUCGCAGCCUGUUGAACUCUUCUCAGCAAAAGAAGGGGAGGCGGGAUAAAGGAAUUAGGUGGAAGAUUCAGCCAAGCUCAAGGAUGGAGGUGCAGUUAGGGCUGGGGAGGGUCUACCCCCGGCCGCCGUCCAAGACCUAUCGAGGAGCUUUCCAGAACCUGUUCCAAAGUGUGCGCGAAGUGAUCCAGAAUCCAGGGCCCCGGCAUCCUGAAGCCGCGAGCGCAGCACCUCCCGGCGCCCGUCUGCAGCAGCAACAGGAGAUCAGCCCUCGGCGGCGGCGGCAGCAGCAGCAGCAGCAGCAGCAGCAGCAGCAGCAGGGUGAGGAUGGCUCUUCCCAAGCCCAGAGCAGAGGCCCCACAGGCUACCUGGCCCUGGACGAGGAACAGCAGCCUUCACAACAGCCGUCAGCCCCCGAGGGCCACCCAGAGAGCGGCUGCGUCCCAGAGCCCGGAGCCGCCUCGGCCGCCGGCAAGGGGCUGCAGCAGCAGCCACCAGCACCUCGGGACGAGGAUGACUCAGCUGCCCCAUCCACGUUGUCCCUGCUGGGCCCCACUUUCCCGGGCUUAAGCAGCUGCUCUGCCGAUCUUAAAGACAUACUGAGCGAGGCCGGUACCAUGCAACUCCUUCAGCAGCAGGAGGCGGUAUCCGAAGGCAGUAGCAGCGGGAGAGCGAGGGAGGCCUCUGGGGCUCCCACCUCCUCUAAGGACUGUUACCUAGGGGGCAGUUCGACCAUCUCGGACAGUGCCAAAGAAUUAUGUAAGGCAGUGUCGGUGUCCAUGGGCUUGGGUGUGGAGGCAUUGGAGCAUCUGAGUCCUGGGGAACAGCUUCGGGGGGAUUGCAUGUAUGCCCCGCUCCUGGGAGGUCCACCCUCUGUGCGUCCCACUUCUUGUGCCCCGCUGGCCGAAUGCAAAGGUUCUCUACUGGAUGACGGCUCAGGCAAGAGCACCACCGAAGAGACUGCUGAAUAUCCCCCUUUCAGGGCAGGUUACGCCAAAGGGCUGGAUGGCGAGAGCCUGGGUUGCUCUGGCAGCGGCGAAGCCGGGAGCUCCGGAACACUUGAUCUGCCAUCCACCCUGUCUCUCUACAAACCUGGAGCACCGGACGAGGCAACAGUUUAUCAGAGUCGCGACUACUACAACUUUCCGCUAGCCCUGACCGGGCCGCCGCCCCCUCCGCCGCCUCCCCAUCCUCAUGCCCGCAUCAAGCUGGAGAACCCGCUGGACUAUGGCAGCCCCUGGGCCGCGGCGGCGCAAUGCCGGUAUGGGGACUUGGCGGGCCUGCACGGCGGGGGUGCAGCAGGACCGGGCUCAGGCUCACCCUCAGCCACCUCCUCCUCUUCCUGGCACACUCUCUUCACAGCGGAAGAAGGCGAGCUCUAUGGGCCCUGUGGCGGGGGCGGGGGCGGCAGCGCAGGCGAGGCAGGGGCUGUAGCCCCCUAUGGCUACCCUCGGCCACCUCAGGGGCUGGCUGGCCAAGAGGGAGACUUCCCUCCACCCGAUGUGUGGUAUCCUGGCGGCGUGGUGAGCAGAGUGCCCUAUCCAAGUCCCAGUUGUGUCAAAAGCGAGAUGGGUCCGUGGAUGGAGAACUACUCCGGACCUUACGGGGACAUGCGUUUGGAGACUGCCAGGGAUCAUGUUCUGCCCAUCGACUAUUACUUUCCACCCCAGAAGACCUGCCUGAUCUGUGGGGAUGAAGCUUCUGGCUGUCACUAUGGAGCUCUCACUUGUGGAAGCUGCAAAGUCUUCUUUAAAAGAGCUGCUGAAGGGAAACAGAAGUACCUGUGUGCCAGCAGAAAUGAUUGCACCAUCGAUAAAUUCCGAAGGAAAAAUUGUCCAUCUUGUCGCCUCCGGAAAUGUUAUGAAGCAGGGAUGACUCUGGGAGCCCGGAAGCUGAAGAAACUUGGUAAUCUGAAACUACAGGAGGAAGGGGAGGCUUCCAGAGCCACCAGCCCCACUGAGGAGCCAACCCAGAAGCUGACGGUGUCACACAUUGAAGGCUAUGAGUGUCAGCCCAUCUUUCUAAACGUCCUGGAAGCCAUCGAGCCUGGUGUGGUGUGUGCUGGACAUGACAACAACCAGCCCGACUCCUUUGCAGCCUUGCUCUCUAGUCUCAAUGAAUUGGGCGAAAGACAGCUUGUACAUGUGGUCAAGUGGGCCAAGGCCUUGCCUGGCUUUCGCAACUUGCACAUGGACGACCAGAUGGCAGUCAUUCAGUACUCCUGGAUGGGGCUUAUGGUGUUUGCCAUGGGCUGGCGGUCCUUCACCAAUGUCAACUCCAGGAUGCUCUACUUCGCCCCUGACCUGGUUUUCAAUGAGUACCGCAUGCACAAGUCCCGGAUGUACAGCCAGUGUGUCCGAAUGAGGCACCUCUCUCAAGAAUUUGGAUGGCUCCAAAUCACCCCCCAAGAAUUUCUGUGCAUGAAGGCACUGCUGCUGUUCAGCAUUAUUCCAGUGGAUGGGCUGAAAAAUCAAAAAUUCUUUGAUGAACUUCGAAUGAACUACAUCAAGGAACUUGAUCGUAUCAUUGCAUGCAAGAGAAAAAAUCCCACAUCCUGCUCAAGGCGCUUCUACCAGCUCACCAAGCUCCUGGACUCUGUGCAGCCUAUUGCACGAGAGCUGCAUCAGUUCACUUUUGACCUGCUAAUCAAGUCCCACAUGGUGAGCGUGGACUUUCCAGAAAUGAUGGCAGAGAUCAUCUCUGUGCAAGUGCCCAAGAUCCUUUCUGGAAAAGUCAAACCCAUCUAUUUCCACACACAGUGAAGCUUUGGAAGCGCCUAUUUCCUCACCCCACCCUACUCCCCUUUUCAGAUAUCUUCUGCCUGUUAUAACUCUGUACUACUUCUCUGCAGUGCCUUGGGGAAUUUCCUCUGUUGAUGUAUAGUCUGUCAUGAAGAUGUUCCUGAGUUCUGUUUGCCGGGCUUUUUUCUCUUUUCCUCCUUUCUUUUGUUCCCCCUCCCUGUCCUACCCUCCCAUGGCACUUUCAGACUCUGCUGCCUGCCAUGACUAUUAUCUGUGUUUUGAAUGGUGGUGUAUUUCUUUAAAUCUGUGAUGAUCUUCAUGUGGCCCAGUGUCAAGUUGUGCUUGUUUAUAACUGCGCUGUGUGCCAGCCACACAAAUGUUUACUUACCUAAUGCCACAGGAAGUUUAGGGAGCUAAGAGUAUCUGGGAAAACGAAAACAAAAACAAAAACCUUGCUAGCGUUUUUCCUCUUAAAAAGUGUAAAAACAAACCAAAAUCCCCAAAGAGGCCAACAGUGACUAGAAUAAGGUGAAAAUUGCAAGCCCAUGGGGAGUCACUGCUUUUUUUCCAAACCCUUCCUCCCUAGGAGACUUUAUUUUCUGCCAUUGGCUAUUGCCAUUAGAGAGCAAGGUGACCCCAGAGCUGAGUUGGGGCAGGGGGCAAAUUUAAGAGAAUGAAGAGGAGAGGACAGAUGGAUCACCAGUACCUGCCCACAGCCUUGGCCUCUGAAGUCUAGACUGCUCAACUACAGUGCAGUUCAUUGUACUGAAAAUGUGCUUCUUGUUUGAAAACUUGUCUGCAUGUGAACGCCUCCCCCCUAAUCCCUUUUCUCUUUCACCCUCUGCCUCCACUCUCAAAUUGACGUUCUGUAGCUUUUCUAAGAGCUUUGAACCGAAUGUUCUCUUUAGCCAAAACUUGGCCACUUCCAGUGAAGAGUAAGAUCAGUGAAAAGGAGAGGAGAGAUCUGACCCUUUGAAAGGGCCCAUCUAGAUCCAGCCCUGCUUUCCCAUUUGUGGGCCAAGGAGGAGCUUGGGGCUGGAGUUAGAGGAAAAGGAAGUGGUGGCUUGGCUGUUAUCCUGCUUAGGACACUGAAGAUUUGAUCCUUCUUUGCCCCCACCUUUAAAAGACCUCGAUAUUUUUUGCCUGACUCCAUGCAGCUGCAAGCUCCUCCACCCUCCCUUUAGUGUUCUGUGGGGCUGAACUUCACCAGACUGCAUUACAGCCACAGUGGUGAAGCUUGUUCACUCCUUUCAGCAUGUUCACAGACUCUCUGCUAAGAGCCCCCACCACCAAAACGGCUAGCAAGCCAGCAGUCUUGACAUCUGUCUCUAGAUGCCAGUAGGCUCAAAGACUUCUUACCAAAAGUCUCUCAUCAACUAUCAGAUUUCUGGAGCCCUUGGACAAACUGGAAAGAAGGCAUCAAUGGGAUUGGACAACCUGGGCGUCUUGCCCUUGUCCCCCAGAGAUGAUAACGUCCCACCAAGUGGAAAAAUGCCAACUUCCUCCUUCAUAGCAGCUAAAGGGGCUACCCAGACCAGAGUUGAAGAGAAAACUCAAUUACCAGGGCGGGAAGAAUGAAGGCACUAGAACUAGAAACUCUAUAAAUGCUCUCCUUGCCACCCAGCAUAUCCACCUACAAAAGUCAUGGAAAGAAGAGAGAAGAAACCAAGAGGAGACUCUGACUACUAAAUUAAAGUCUUCAGAGGCAAAAUCUAAAGCCAGAUGGGCACCAUCUGGUGAGUUUACUCAUCCUCCUCCUCUGUUGCUGAUUCUGGGAUCUGACAUUGGCCAUACUCACUCAGACUUCCCAUCUUUCUUGCUGCCUCUGUGUCAGAGGGAGGCUGAAACAUGGAGACUACAGAACCAUGGAAAGGUUUGGUUGUUGUGACUCCAAUGGGCUGCCACCCAUGAACUCAGGGUGUGUUCCUGGGACACUGGUUUCAUAUAGUCCUUUGGCACACCUCUGUUCUGUUGACUUUGUCCCUUAAUCCCCAGUGCAGGGGGAGUGUCCACCUACUUUCUCAUCUUGGCCACUGCCUCCUCACUUAGCUCUUAAAUUCAUCUGCUAAACUCAAGAAAUUAGGGGCCAGUCAUCAAGCUGCCCAUUUCAGUUGGUUCACUCUACUUGUUGAGGAGAUAGUUUCAGAGUGACAUGAUAUGAUCUACAUGGGUUUCCUCCCCUGAUUUCUGUGUUGAUAUUAAUAGCCAAAUGAACUUGCAAAACAGCUUCUUUAAAUAACAAGGGAGAGGGGAACCUAAGAUGGGUGAUAUACCAAUCCAAGACUGCUGGAUAAAACUAAAGCUGACAGGUUUUCUUUCUAGGGUAGGAUAGAUAAAUUCUGGUUUUCUUUGUUAUGACACCACUUGGCUUAUGUAAGCUCACAGUAUCGCUUUUAGCUGUUUUAAACAG
Ceratotherium simum simum (southern white rhinoceros) is the source of this 5475-nucleotide messenger RNA. RefSeq names its product androgen receptor (gene AR). Gene Ontology annotation, molecular function: zinc ion binding; steroid binding; sequence-specific DNA binding. Gene Ontology annotation, cellular component: nucleus. The record is from RefSeq and is a predicted model, not a curated record. NCBI's taxonomy places the organism in Eukaryota, Metazoa, Chordata, Mammalia, Perissodactyla, Rhinocerotidae. Gene Ontology annotation, biological process: androgen receptor signaling pathway; regulation of DNA-templated transcription.